AGAAAAGCGCAAAGGGUGAACUUAUUGCUAAGGAGUGAUCUUCCCGAACCCUAAUAAAUAUGAAUGAAAUGAGAUACAUUUUUAAUAAUGUAAAGGGUAUCUUAACGAGCGAAAUGUAAGAUUCGGCUGGAUUUUGAAAUAUCAAAUGUCUGUUGACAUUAUGGCUGCGGAAGCACGAAGGCGAGCGAGAGCCGUUGUCAUGGAAACGGGGGGACUACCGCUGGUUUCUACGUUCGCACUUCUCACUAUAGUUGCAGGCCAACUGCAGGGUUCGGGAUACGGCGACCCGGCGGAGCCGGAAUUCCUGUCCCCAUUGGAGAACUUCACCGUCGCUCAGGGACGCGACGUUUAUUUCACAUGCACCGUCAAUCAUCUCGGCACCUUUAAGGUGGCUUGGAUAAAAUCCGACACAAAGAUGAUCUUGGCCAUGCACACACACAUGGUCAACAUCAACCCGCGUCUUUCGGUUACACACAACGGCCACAACACUUGGAAGCUGUACAUCAGCAAUGUGCAACCGAAGGACUCGGGCACGUACAUGUGCCAGAUCAACACGGAUCCCAUGAAGAGUCAAAUGGGUCACCUGUCCGUUGUGAUACCGCCUGACAUCGCGGACGACGAAAGCUCUCAAGCUAGCGCACCUGAAGGAGGGUCCGUAGAGCUACGCUGUACUGUCACAGGCGUGCCAGAGCCUACUGUGUCGUGGAAAAGAGCUGACGGAAGAAAUAUUAUAUUCCGGGAUGAAGGUGGCAGUGAAUUAAAAGUGAUGAGCAGCUACGCGGGAACGACGUUGUCACUUAAAGCACUGAAGCGGACCGAUAUGGGAACAUACUUCUGUAUCGCUGCAAACGGAGUACCACCAAUUAAGAGUCGGAGCUACGAGGUUUCUGUGCUAUUUGAGCCGAUUGUACGAGCGGCUAGCAUGGUCGUUUGGCGAGCCGCGGACUUGCAAGUCUCUCUUCAGUGUUACGUCGAGGCUUCUCCCAAGGCACUGACUAUGUGGCAGCGAGGAAAGUCACAAAAUGGUGCAAAGCUGUUAAAUAGCUCGAAGUACAUAAUAUCCCAAUAUUAUUUGAACGAGUACGCAAUGCGUAUGAAUUUGACGGUCAAUCGUCUCAAAAAGAGUGACUUUGGAGAGUACACUUGCUUAGCUGGCAAUGCCUAUGGGAAAGCGAAUGUAACCAUCACAUUAAAAGAAACGCCGCAGAAGACUACAACAACCACGACAACAACAACAACGACGACAACGGAGCGCACAACAACGACUAUCGCUGCGACAACACGACCACCGAAACGACACUACAAAAAGCAACAAGACAGGAACCAGAACGCACUCGACUUAGACAUUCACGGCAUAAACAACGCACUGAAUUUGUACAACGUUAACGCGUAUGGACCCUCGAAUAGUACGCAUAAUGAAUACGCCCAGCGAACCGAAAGGCAGAAAGUAAGGCCUUCUGGCCCACCGCGGCACUACGUCGUGUACAACAAAGCCACACGCUCUUACGCGCAUGUUUUCAUCUUCAUAAUAACUAACUUAUCAAUAUUGUAAACAAAAAUUAAGAUUUUUUUUUGUUUUUUUUUAAAUUAGGUGAUAAAACAUGGCUGUUGAAUUUUUUAAGAGUAAAGUAAUACGAAAUUGUUGUAAUUGAUUCAAGCGUUCUUCAAGCAAAAGAGGUAGCCGACGCGUUCAUUGUCAUAUGUGACAGGCGGUAGUGUAAGGAUAAUUACCAAAAUAGGCGAGUUAGACAACAGUACAAAGCUAUAAAAGCAAAGCUAGCCGCGAGUGUCUUUAAAAAAAAAAGAUUUCUGUGAUUUACCUGAUGGAGAAACCAGAAAAAAAGUCUCACCUACUAUCACACACAUCAGGACGUCUAAUCAUGAUUUUAGCGUAACACCUAGAUCAGAUACUGGACAGCACAAGCUAUGUACACAAGUAUGAAUCAACGUGUCCGCGUGACAGAUUGUCCGCAAAAGCGACCUCGCGUAGACCGCCACCGCCUCUGUUUGGUGUACGUUUACUCUGUACACUACGGUGUUGAGAUUGUUAUGUAUGUGAAUCGAAAAUUUAUGGCAGUCGACAAACAUACAAAAAUAAAUAUCAGCUUUAAUGUAAGUAUAGUUUAAGUUAAUCACGACCUUAAUUGGGACAAAUAUACUUACAAAUAGGGCCCUGAUUCUUUGAGACUUUAAAAUAUCUAUACAUAAAAUAGAGGACAUCAUAAAAUAAUACACACAAGUGCGUUAUAGUUGAAAUUUUAUCGACCAUUAGGGCCCAGCUAUAAUUCUAGGUCUGGGGAUGAGCCCUGAUAAACAUAAUAAUAUUAAAAUUGAAAUAUCUCGGUAAUAUCAAAAAAUCAUAUCAUUUUGUAUCACAGGAAAUUUAGAGUGUAAAAUGAAUCAGA
Messenger RNA from Pararge aegeria (speckled wood butterfly), 2405 nucleotides. RefSeq names its product lachesin-like. The transcript is spliced from 8 exons. Gene Ontology annotation, cellular component: neuron projection. The record is from RefSeq and is a predicted model, not a curated record. NCBI's taxonomy places the organism in Eukaryota, Metazoa, Arthropoda, Insecta, Lepidoptera, Nymphalidae. Bases 146 to 1552 code for a protein of 468 amino acids.